Molecule: messenger RNA, 846 nt
Organism: Canis lupus familiaris (dog)
Lineage: Eukaryota; Metazoa; Chordata; Mammalia; Carnivora; Canidae
Gene: MRPL40
Product: mitochondrial ribosomal protein L40
Exons: 4
Coding region: 110-730 (206 amino acids)
Cellular component (GO): mitochondrial ribosome; mitochondrial large ribosomal subunit
Source: RefSeq, a predicted model, not a curated record
GCGCGAACGCGGGCCGACAGCUAGGCCGGAGCUUUGCGCGGGGCGCUGCGGGCCGGACCGCCAAGGGGCGCGCGCCCGGAAGCGACCUGUGGAGAGCGGCGGAGGGGCCAUGGCCGUCGCGGCCCUGGGAGCUUCCGCUCGUGCUCUGCGCUCGCGGAGCGGGCUUUUGGGCCCUUGGCAGACACAGAUGAGAGAGACUCACCAGCGAGCUGCGUUACUGUCCUUCUGGGAGCUCAUUCCCAUGAGAGCAGAACCUCUACGAAAGAAGAAAAAGGUAGAUCCUAAAAAAGAUCAAGCAGUAAAGGACCGUUUGAAAAAAAGGAUCAGACGACUGGAGAAAGCUAGCCAGGAGCUAAUUCCCAUUGAAGAUUUUAUUACACCUGUGAAGCUCUUGGAUAAAACAAGACAGCGGCCUAAGGUGGAGCUUCCCUUUGAGGAGAGUGAGCGGAGAGCUCUGCUUCUCAAGAAGUGGUCCCUGUACAAGCAUCAAGAGCACGAGAAGGAGAGGGAUGCCAUCACUUCUAUGCUUGAGUCCCAGCAGGAAGCUCUGGAGGAGCUGAAACUCAUAUCCCCAGAGCUACAUGAAGAGGCUACCAAGCGGGACCCCAAUUUGUUCCCCUUUGAAAGAGAAGGGCCAGAUUACACACCACCAAUCUCCAGCUACCAGCCCCCUGAGGGCAGGUACCAUGACAUCACCAAGGUGUACACACAGGUGGAGUUUAAGAGGUAGAGCUGCAGGCACCUGUCUGCGGAACACAGUGCCCUUUCAAGCCAGAAUAACCAGGGCACAGGCCUGCUUGUCACAGAAUCCGGCAUGCUGUGAAUAAAUACGUUUAAUCAAGUGUC